CUAGGAAGCAGCAUCUAUUCUCCCCUAGUGGAGCGGUGUGCCCGGUGGGUAAGGUCCCCGCUGUCGCCGAGCGCUGCGGUCCAUUUGAGCAGCCAUGUAUGUGCUUGUCACCGUGCUGGCCGCGUUGUUCUUCACCUUGCUUCAGAGGCGCUUCAAGAGCAGACGGCCGUGUCUUGAUCCAAAAAGACUGGAUGGCAAAACCGUCCUCAUAACAGGUGGGGCAUCAGGAAUUGGGAAAGAGACAGCCAUUGCUCUGGCAAGACGUGGUGCACGUGUCCACAUCACAAGUCAUGAUGACCAGAAAGGGGGCGCAGCUCUUCGAGACAUCAAAAAAGAAAGUGCAAGUAUGAAUGUCCGCUUCUGGAGCCUAAACUUAGCAAAUCUGCAGAGCAUCCGCAACUUCUGUAAGGAUUUUCUGAAGAAUGAGAGCCGUCUUGAUAUUCUUAUCAACAAUGAUGGUGUGCCCGCGGUGCUAGACUGGACAGAUAAUGGGUUCAGCAAGUGCUUUGGAGUCAACCACCUUGGACCUUUCCUUCUCACCAAUCUUCUACUAGAACGGCUGAAAAGUUGUUCUCCAAGCCGCAUCGUGAACAUCACGUCUAACGUUCAUAAGUAUCAAAAGCUGGACUUCUCUGACCUAAACUACAACAUAGUGCCGCUGUUCGCCUACUGCCGAAGCAAACUGGCAAAUGUCUACUUUACCCAGGAGAUAGCUCAACAGACGGAGGGGCAUGGAGUGACUGCAUGUGCCGUUCAUCCAGGCUUUGUGGUCGGUGAUUGGACCUCCCAAUUUUCAAUUCUCUUCCGUAUAGUGAUGUAUGUCAUCACAUCCUUGUUCUUCAUUUCAUGUGAGGCGGCGGCUCAGACUGUCAUAUACUGUGCUAUAUCCGAUGACAUUCUCCAGCAUAAUGGCGGCUACUUCUCAGACUGUAAACCGUGCAAGCUGCGCCCCUAUGUGCAGGACGCUGGCAUUGCCAAAAAGCUUUGGGAGGCCAGUGAAGCUAUGGUUGGACUCACUUCUUCUGCAAGAGAACAUCUAGCUACAAGAACAAGAUAGUUGUUGUUUUUUUAAUAAUAUUGCCUGCUUUGUAUAUAAAGUUGCAUGAAAGUCUACUUUUCCUAUCAAGGCCUUCUGACUUUCAAAGUACCAUUGGAAAACUGUAGAUGAACAACCAUCUUGUCUACAGAAUUAUCAGAAGAAUUCCGCAGUUUUCUUGCUAGUAGGUCUUGCCAAGAACACCCGUUAUAUGGUUAUUCACAGUGGGAAUGAGAGACCCAGUGGUAUCCGGUACGUGGGUUAAAGUUUUACAUCUUAAACAUGAUUAGUAUUUAUUGUAUUUCAGGCACAGUUUCUUUUCCACAUUGAUUUACCGUAUAUGUGAGUCUUGACUGAAUUGAUGUUAAUAUAGCAUGUCUGACAUUCCCAGAGACAUUACAGCAGUAUUGUACUUUUUAAACAUGUAGCUCAGUUGCAGCCAUAUAAAUACAGACACACACUUUUAACUGGGGUACUUUGUAGAAAAUUGACUUCCAAUUUGUGAUAGUAUUAAUUGGGAAGGAGGCUGCAAUAUUUGGUGGAGGAAAUGUUUUCGGCCACAAUUUUGAAAUCCCCAUAUCCCCAGCUCAGGUUUUUCCAAUGGGAAGGGGUUCAUGUGAUAUAUCAUCAGUCUUGGCUAAAAUUUACUCAGAAACAAGUGUCUGUUGUGAGCUAUCUUUACAUAUUCAGGAGUUAAGCAAGGCCAAAGUUUCCUGAAGUGUUUUACAUGACUUGUUCAUGUACGGAAGACAGCUGGAGUACAGUCUGCAACAUUGCCAUUGACAGUCUGUACUUCAUGUCUCCUCAUGGACUCCAUUCCUACAGAGAUUCAGCUGAAGAUCUUAUCAGCUGUAUUCAGGAUCAUAAUCCCUGACAAGUAGGAGAGGAGGAUGAGGCAGCUUUUUACCUCAUUGUUGUGAAGUAACUCCUCCUGUGUGAUUAGGACAGGUUUUGUGUGUACUAAUAGGAUGGUGGCCAUCUUAUUUCUUCUUAUGAUUUCUCCCCAGACAAAAUGAGCCAUUAUAACUAAUGAAAGGCAUUUGGGAAUUUAUUUAUAAUAAAGCAGUAUUUAAAGAGUAACUAAACGUUUCUAAAACCUUCUUGUAAAAUGUUCUAAGUAGGCUAAAAAUUAUUUUUGUAAUAUGCUUUAUUAAUCAAUAAUACAGUUCUACCCUGGGUGCUAUCACGGCUUAAAAUGAUUAUUCUAGUACAUCACUGACAUGCCAGCGCUGUACUGGUGUACAGAUUUUACUGGGGGCCGCACAAGUUGGAGCACAGAUCAUCGCUGCUCCUGCCUGUGCGCCCCUCAAGGUUAGAAAAAUUUGGUUCCCUGUACAGAUGUGUUAUGCCAGGAUUUAGCUGAGCAGAGCUGGCUCCUGCCUGAGCCUGCUCCACUCAGCUCAAGGCUCUUUAAAGCACAGCGGUGAUGUCACAUUGACAAUAUGUAACCACCCCUGCAAUGCCUCCUUGUGGCCCCCCAUACAGUGCAACGCCUCC
Bufo gargarizans (Asiatic toad) is the source of this 2533-nucleotide messenger RNA. RefSeq names its product retinol dehydrogenase 12-like. The transcript has 5 exons. NCBI's taxonomy places the organism in Eukaryota, Metazoa, Chordata, Amphibia, Anura, Bufonidae. The record is from RefSeq and is a predicted model, not a curated record. The coding region runs from base 95 to 1057 and encodes 320 amino acids.